UAUGUCACCGGACCGCCCGGUACAGGUAAAACUGUGGUGCUGCUGCUGAUGGCCAUACAGUGGCUGUGGUGUGGUCACGACGUCUACGUUGUCAGUAGUUGGGAUAGGAGUCAUGCAGCGUGCACCAUGCUGUAUCACCUGUUGCUGCAGACAGUAAAGACACAACAGUCAGCAGGUGUAUCACCCGGUCAGCCUCACCAGCUGCUGUAUGAUGUUGGUAAUGAUAAAGACGUGGAGAAGGCCGUCAAUGACUUAUCACAGGCAGCAAGAGGAGGGUCGUUGUACGUCAUCGCUGAUGAAGUGAUCGGGUGAGUAGUACAUCGUGUGAUGUGAUGAUAGACACACAGGUAGAUGUCGCUCGCUGUGAUCUUAUAAUCACCACCAGGUGUUUAAUAAGUGAUAUUUCCUCAAUAAAAGGGACACCUGCCCUGCUCACGCAAGUUUCGUACCAGUCACGAUUCUUCCGCACUGUGUGUGACAAGCUGCUGACACAAGUUCCUGAUCUCCAUCUGUGGGCGGCAUGUUGUUUCCAUGAAAACGCACCCGACUGCUGGCAAGUGGAAUAUUUAACCAGACCCCUCCGCUCUCCGCCGGCCGUCGUUAGGGAAGUCGAGCAGGCCGACUUUAUUACUGACGGAAAUGUUGUCAAGCCGUACAGUGAGCGAGGUGUGCCCGACCACACAGACGGCCCGCCAGUCACACGACUGUAUCACCAAGGUCAGGGUCACUCAGGUCGCUGGCCAGUUGACUGUGUGACGUGCGGUCGUGACGUGGCCAGCUUCCUACACAGUCUCCGUGUUGAUGUUACAGAGAAUGUCGCGACAACAGGCACGACCGUCACCUCCAGCAACGGCGGUACUUCACCAUCCUAUCUACAGUGGAGAGACGUGCUGGUGUUGCACUGGCAUUACGUUAGUGUGGACUCGGGUAUGAUGAAGGGACUGAACGAAGCGGGUAUCCCAGUGCGGGUGAUGAACGACGAUGACAUUGAGGACGUAGCCACGGCCCGCAGUGACGUGGUGUGGGUGACGAACGGAUAUCGUGUUUGUGGUCUGGAGAGAAAAGUCGUCGUCUGUCUGGGGGAAUAUGCUUCAUCCCGGUAUUACUCCAUGUCCCGGUGUACGUCACAACUUGUCAUUGUGACAAUUUAAGCAAUCUGAAGGAUAUCUGACGUCAUAACCUCGUGACGUCAUUCACAUGUUCUGUAUAUAUUUAUAUACACAUGUUGUGUAUGACACAUUUAUAAACACAUGUUGUGUAUGACACAUUUAUUUACAAAUGUUGUGUAUCACACAUUUAUUAUGUGUACGACACAUUUAUUUACACAUGGGGUUACACUGCCUCUCUAUCAGUUGUUACUGUUGUCGACUGCUGUGUGCUUGUGUCAGCCGACAACACCCACGAUGUUAAUUCGUGUUUUCAGUGUCAUUGUGUAGAGAUCAUACGGAUUAUAAUGUUUCCUGUGUCAAAUUUAUUGUGGUGUGUUUUUUAGUUUUUACUCUAAAUUGGUGCUGCUUUCUUCUCUUGACAAUGACAUUAUUCCCUGAUGACCACGACAUUCACUAGAUUAAAAAAAAAAAUCAUACUAACCAGGAUACCAUAAACGAAUAAAAGUAACAUUAAAAUGUUAUUAUGAUCUUUAUUAUGUAGCAUACACAUGUGGCAAACAAACGAAGAAGAACUGCUUAUAAACUUUGUCAAUUAAAAAUUAAGUGUACCAACAGAUUCUACGAUCUACAUAAUUUAAAAAGUUAACAAAUUCUAGUCAACUUAUCCAGUGCUGUUGACGGACUUCACUUGAACACAAUCACCACAAACAUUUCAGGAAUCCAUGGGCCCUCCAUUGCCCUCCUGCAUGAACUAGCGUGAGAGCUAAGUAACGGAUUUCUUCAGUUUAAAGAAGCAGUAUGGCGAAAUAGCAAGUGUGAGGACGGGGUGCAUCGGGCAAAGUGACGAGCGUUGCUAUUCCCACUGACCCAGCUGCCAUGUGAACCCAUGUGACCCCAUGUGAUCUCAUGUCAUGUAAUGAAGAAGGAUGUAUAGAAGUAAGAGGGGGAGGAAACGGGCGCCUUCGAACAAAACAAAACAAUAAUGACGGGAAUAGCAAAUGGAAGGUGAUCUAGAAAAUAUAACUAACCUACCGACGACUGGAUGUGCAGUAAUGAAGAACAGUUAUACUUUUGUAAGGAUUUAAGGAUUCAAAGUAGUCAGAACCGUAUGCCUUUGUGUUUACGUAUCUGUAUAAUACAAAUAUAAGCAAACGUGUAACAUUAUUGAAACAUGUAAAAUAAGCAAGAAAAAAAGCAAUAAAAAUGUCAAAGAAUAA
Molecule: messenger RNA, 2326 nt
Organism: Pomacea canaliculata
Lineage: Eukaryota; Metazoa; Mollusca; Gastropoda; Architaenioglossa; Ampullariidae
Exons: 3
Coding region: 333-1151 (272 amino acids)
Source: RefSeq, a predicted model, not a curated record